Messenger RNA from Fomitiporia mediterranea MF3/22, 3149 nucleotides. RefSeq lists its product as uncharacterized. Gene Ontology annotation, biological process: proton transmembrane transport. The record is from RefSeq and is a predicted model, not a curated record. Bases 60 to 2972 code for a protein of 970 amino acids. NCBI's taxonomy places the organism in Eukaryota, Fungi, Basidiomycota, Agaricomycetes, Hymenochaetales, Hymenochaetaceae. Gene Ontology annotation, molecular function: antiporter activity. The transcript is spliced from 8 exons. Gene Ontology annotation, cellular component: membrane.
GCAGUCGACUAUCCCCUACUCGCCACUGACAAGCAUCUCUCGGGUCCUUGGCCGCAAUAAUGUCUGGCCAGUUCUCUAGAUCCGUCAUCUCUCUUGCCAGCUCGGCGACGCACUUGCAUAGGAGGGCUGCAGAGCAGCAGGGAGGUUUGUUGAGUGGAGUGGACCCGACGCAGUUCACAAGCGCUGAUCCCAUACGACUAUGGAUCGUUCAAGUCGGCAUCAUCGUGUUAACUGCACAGCUCCUUAGCGUCGGGUUAAAGCGCCUCAAAGAACCCAAAGUCAUCUCGGAGGUCCUCGGUGGCAUCCUGCUUGGUCCAACGGCAUUUGGCCGCAUCCCAGGCUUCACGCAACACAUCUUCCCAGCGGAAUCCAUCCCCUAUCUCUCCCUCGUCGCCAACAUCGGUCUCGUUCUCUUUCUUUUUCUCGUCGGGCUCGAAAUCGAAACAGCAGUAAUCAAGAAAAAUGCACGUUACUCGAUGCCAAUCGCCCUCGCUGGGAUGGUGCUUCCAUUUGGUCUUGGAGCGGCACUAGCUUUACCAAUAUACCAUCGAUAUAUCAACGAGGAUGAGGUUUCGUAUACCCAUUUCAUGCUGUUUACUGGCGUUGCCUUUUCUAUCACUGCCUUUCCCGUACUUUGUCGGAUCCUCACUGAGCUGAAGCUCAUUGAUACGACUGUUGGUAUCGUGGUCCUUUCUGCGGGCGUUGGGAACGACAUCAUCGGAUGGACCCUUCUUGCGCUCUCUGUUGCACUCGUCAACGCCGCGUCUGGUCUUUCGGCACUUUGGAUUUUAUUGACGGCAGUGGCAUGGACGUUAUUCUUGCUUAUCCCCGUAAAACGCGCGUUCAAAUGGUUCGCCCAGCGUACAGGGUCCAUAGAGAACGGCCCGACAAUGAGCUUCAUGACUGCCACGAUCCUUAUGACCUUUGCAUCCGCGUUUUUCACCGAUAUUAUUGGUGUACAUGCUAUCUUUGGUGGUUUCUUGGCUGGGUUGGUUGUACCCCGUGAAGGUGGGCUGGCGAUUUUGUUGACCGAGAAGCUUGAGGAUAUGGUUUCGAUCAUCUUCCUUCCUCUAUAUUUUACGCUUUCUGGACUGUCGACAAAUCUAGGUCUGUUGGAUGAUGGUAUUACUUGGGGAUACACGAUUGCAAUUUGUUGUCUUGCGUACUUUGGCAAGUUCGGAGGAUGUUCUGUCGCUGCUAAACUUUGCGGAUUCAAGUGGAGAGAAGCGAGUACGAUUGGGUCUCUCAUGAGUUGCAAGGGACUUGUUGAGCUUAUCGUCCUAAAUAUCGGUUUAAAUGCCGGGAUCCUAACUCAGAGAGUCUUCUCGAUGUUUGUCUUUGAGGCGUUAGUCUUGACGUGCCUUACUACGCCUGUCGUUCAAGUUUUAUAUCCUCCAAGCAGAAGAACACGAGCCGUUGUAGCAGGCCCAGAUUACCUAGCGACGGGAGAAGAAAAUGGACCAGUGGUUCGUCCGAGUACAGAAAAAGGGGAUGACGUAUGGAAGACACGAUUCACCGUUGUUCUUGAUAGCCUCGAACAUCUUCCCGGGAUGAUGGCACUCACGCAACUCAUUCACCCUCCUCCUGGCGGAUAUGAUAACGAGAAAGAAAGGGAGAAAGAGGAGGAAGGGUUGGAGAGGAGGGGAAGUUCGUCAGGAAGUUCAAUUUCUCGUCGACCUGGAGCAAAGUCGAACGUUGUUAUUGACGCUUUAAGGCUUAUCGAACUCUCAGAUCGUACGUCGGCUGUGAUGAAGUCGACUUCGAUGGCCGAACAUCUCAUUCAUACGGAUCCGUUACUUAACGUAUUCAAGACCUUCGGCGAGCUGAACGAUCUGAGCAUCUCGUCUUCGAUUUCGGUUGUCACUUUUAGCGACCUUGCCUCCCGCGUAGCAGACCGUGCUCGAGAUCUUGGUUCGCAGCUUGUCUUAGUUCCUUGGCUUCCGCCUUCCGCUCCAAUGGCUACAAGUCCUACCGAGGCUCCUCCAACACCCGCAGCUCCCGUAACACCCUUCUUAAACCCGUUCGACAUGCUCUUCCGAACGCAAACAAGCGAGAAAUCCGCCUCUGUCGUCCACUCCCAUUUUAUCCGCGCAGUCUUCGCACAAUGUCAAACGGACGUCGCGCUGUACGUCGAUCGGACUAUGCCCUCGUCCUCGGACUAUUUUGGUGUAACUCCCACUACGGACGUGCAUAGUAAUCGAUUUGGGAGCAAGCAUCAUAUUUUGCUGCCGUUCUUUGGUGGACCUGAUGACCGACUUGCAUUGGAGUUUGUGGUGCAGCUGUGUGCGAAUCGGAAGAUUAGUGCGACUGUUGUGAGGAUGACGAAAAGUGAGACUGGGGCGGAGGUUACGAGGACGGGGGAGGAACUUGUGGGGAGGCCCGAGCCUGUGCACUCGCAUUCGUUCGUGCAUCGUCAUGGACAUGAUCAUGGUGGUAAUACGACGGGUGAAGAGGAUAAGGAUGCUGCUGCCGCUGCGGCGAAUAUUAGGGCGAAUGCUGUUACUAUUGGAUCUAUGACUGGAAUACCAGAUACAGUCUAUGGUGCAUUCACAACUCAAACGCGCUUACAAUCCGAAACGGCUGACAGCCUCGUCUGGGCACGUUACGCCUCUCCUUCACCUACCUCCGAACCCCUCCCAGAACGCGUCACAGACGCACUCCAGCGCGUUUCCUUCCGCGAACAAGUCUCUCCUACACCUCUACACUCACUCAUCGACGUAGUGACUUCGCAACUUACGCGAGCGAACUCGCAUGGUAGGAGACUUGUUGUUGUGUUGGGGAGGUCGAGGAGGUUAGCUGUGGAAGAUCAUACGAAGGAGUUGAGGAAGCUGGUUGAGGAGAUGCAUGGAGGUGGGAGCGUUGGUGGGGAGGUGAGGAAGACAAUUGGGGAUGUUGCGAGUGCGCUUGUGGUUAGUGGGUGUGAUGUUGGGAUUGUGGUUAUGCAGGCUGCGAAUCGGAGUGUGGAGGCGUAGAGUGACGGUAGAGGGUUUACUUUACAGAUAUACCUUGACUUUGCGAUCUUGCGACUUUGCAACGUACAUUUCAACAUGUACAUACAUGCCUGCAUACAUUCAUACAUUGCGACAUGACAUGACGAUCUUAUAUAUUAUAUUCUUUGUACACACCUUCUCUGUAUCUCUUGUAUUGGC